Molecule: messenger RNA, 588 nt
Organism: Polychytrium aggregatum
Lineage: Eukaryota; Fungi; Chytridiomycota; Chytridiomycetes; Polychytriales
Product: ankyrin repeat-containing domain protein
Exons: 1
Molecular function (GO): protein binding
Source: RefSeq, a predicted model, not a curated record
AUGGUCGAGCUGCUUGUUCGCAACCGGGUAGAGACUCGCUACGAAGACGACGAGGGGCUCUGUCGGGCUGUUUUCCAUGGCCAUUUGGAUCUGGUCGAGUACUUGCUGGCCAACGGAGCCAACCCGAGGGCACAGAACGGCAAGCCCAUGUUCCUGGCCUGCCAACAGGGCCGUCUUGUCCUUGCUCGUGUUCUCCAUCAUCAUGGGGCCCCUGUCGACGAUCAGCACAACCAGAAUCUGAUGGCAGCCUCGAGUCGGGGCCACUACGACGUUGUCAAGUUCCUGGUCGAGCACGGCGCCGACGUCAACGCUCAGGGCGGCUUUGGACUCCGCAUCGCCUGCUCCCGGGGCCACUGGGACAUUGUGCAGCUCUUCUGCGAUCGAGGCGUCGGCCAAGAUGCCAUCUGCCGAACGUCUCUCGGGCUGGGGUGUUUGAACGGACACUUGCGCAUUGUCCAGCUGCUGCUGAGCCUCGGGGCCGAUCUGCACGAGAACAGGGAUGAUCCGCUCUUCAUGGCGGCGCACAAUGGGCAUCUACGCAUCGUCGAGUACUUGCUCAUGCAUGGCGCCGAUCCAUUUGCCCGGGGG